UCAGUACUGAACAUCUGGGAUUGAUCACAGGAUCAUAGACUGGAAAGCAGUCAUCUGGCUUCUAGAAAUACAACUUUCAGUUCCUAUUCCGCAACUUUUUUUUUUUAAAUGAUAAACUAAACUGCAACAGCCAUUUUAAGUCCUCUUAAUAGUUGCAGCCUCAGUAUUUUUAGUAUUUCUCCACACUGGGGCAUCAGACAACUAUUACAUUUCAUUUAAUUCUGGAGUGGCAGUAGUCUUGAGGAUUGCUCUCCAUACAUACACUAUUAAUUCAAUAUUUUUCCCCUUCAAGAUUUUAUUAAACAAUGAUCAUCUUGGGACUUAAUUUUUUAUUAGUUCCAUUCCUUAAAAACAUCAUGGGAGAGGCUCAGUAUGUAAUGCAAGAUGCAGCACUGAUGAACUACAUAGACCGGCGUAUCCUGUCUUUAGAGAACAGACUGGAAAAAUGCAACCAAGACAUACUGGAUUAUGUCGAAGAAUUUCGAGACUUCUCAAAGAUGGUACUGUCACGCCUGUCAGGACUGAACAGUUACAAGACUGAGGUUAAAAGUGAAGUAGAGAAUUUGCUAACAAGAGUUGAACGAGCACAAAGGGACAUUGAUUAUUUUGGAUCUGCGAGAGAUUCUAAUACAUGCAUAGAAGUUGAUGAAGAUCUGGUGAAACAGCAGCUCAUAGAAGCAGCAGAAGAAAAAAGGAAACUUAAAGUCAUGCUUAAUGCAAGUUGUGACCACAUGCUUGCAGGUGUGAAGUCCCUAAAGAUAGUUAAGAAGACUGGAGAUAAGCAUGGUUCUUGGAUGAAAGAUCCUGGCAAAAAGCAUACAAAGAUAUAUUUGCUGAAUGGUCCUGUGAAUAAUGUUAUUUUUGAAUUUGCAAACAUCUUGACAUUCAUGGAAAGCAAUCACACACUAAAAGCUCGCAGAGUUAUCCUGCCAUUUCCCUGGGAAGGGACUGGCCACAUUAUUUAUCAGGGUUUCCUAUUCUAUCACAGACAUGGCUCUUUAAAUGAAAUAGUUAAAUUCAAUAUCCAGAAAAGAAAAAUAGUUGACCAUAUGCUACUGCCAGGAGCUGGAAGGAUUCCUGCCUAUCAGCUUUCUCCAUCAACAAAAAUAGAUCUUGCUAUUGAUGAGCAAGGGCUCUGGGCAAUCCAUGCAGAACCAGAGACUGGAGGAAACCUCGUAAUUACCAAAAUCAACCACAUAACCAUGUCAGUGGAACACACUUGGGAUACAACAUGCAGCAGCAAGGAUGCUGAAGCAGCUUUCAUGGCAUGCAACACGCUUUAUGUUGUGUACAAUUCUCCUAGUGGAGGCACCUCUCGCAUACGAUGUACCUAUGAUGUUUUAGGUGCUGUAAGUACUUAUGAAAUACCAGUAUUGCAUUUUCCAAAACAUCAAGGUAGCCAUUCCACUAUUCAUUAUGACCCCAAGGAAAAGCAGCUCCUUGCAUGGGGUGAUGGAUCCCAGAUUAUUUAUAAGCUUCAGAACCAGCAAAAAGCUUAGAAUCCUAAGCAACUUCUCAAAUACAUUUAAAUAGUGUCAUCUCAGUGAGAAAUUAAUAUAAAUGCACAAUAAUGACCAUGCACUACAACUUUCACUUAUUUCACAUCAAUUAACGCUUACACAUGCCAGUGAUCUUAAAGUAAUGUCUAUUUAAAAAUAUGUAAAGACUCCAUAAAUAGAUAUUAACUCAUGAAUUAGCACCAUAUAAAUAUAUACACAGGCUAGUCUUAAAGAGCAAUGUAAAAAUACAUAUGAGUGUGCACACAUAUACACAAACAUCUGGCAUGUUAUCUUCCUACUCAAACUGUAUUUUCUGCUUCAGUGUCAUGGAAAUCAAUUAAGUCCUUCCUACCCAACCCAUCAUCUUACUGCCUUCAGUAUCCUAGGUGGCUGUAAAACACUUGGAAAGCACUUAAAAUCACAUUGUACCAGAGAAGCUACCUGUAAGAUUUAAUAGCACAGAUUUAUCAUAUCACAAAGCUAAUGAGUACACAUCCUCACAAAUAUAUGGUUUAUUUUUAACAUAUGAUCUUCCUGCACAUUAUAUCAAGGCUAUUUCUAAUCACUGACAUUCUAGCCUAUUUCUACAAAAAUUUCCCAAUUCGUAGUAUGUGUAGCUGCACAGACUUUUGCUCCUGCAAACACAUUAGUUGCAGCUAGAUAUUCCCACUUAUCAGCUUCAGUUUGCCACCUUUUUUUCGUGCAAAUCACUGCUUGUUUGCAGGAGGGAAUGUUCCUAAAUCUAUUUUGAACCAUAUACUGUUUAACUGUUUUACCUAUCAGUAACUGUUUUCUUUCUUCUAGUUGUGAUGUAUUUUCUCAAGAUUGCCAAACACUUUUAUUGUUCAGAGCUAAAUCUUUCUUAUCCUACCUUCUGAUUCCAGCAAAAUAUCUGUACAGAAAGUGUGGACCAGAUGAGCUCAAGUACUGCAAGCGUGUGCACAUCAUUUGCUCAGUCCUGGUUUUGCCAACAACAGAUGAUCUCCAGAUAUACAACUUCAAUUGUUUCAAAAAAUGCAAAAAAGGAAAACAAACCAUACACACACUAGACACUUGAAAAAUGGCAGGUUUUGGCUUUAGAUUUUGGAUUUUAACUGAAUACUCAUUACUGAAAAGUACUUGAAAAAGCAAUCCUCAGUUGUUUCUACAGAAAACCCAUUCUGUUCUUUACACUGAAAGAGCUCAUCUGUUUAAAGACAGCUUACACAGAACAAAAAACAUCAGGGAAUUUUGCAAAGGAGUCCCAGAACACAGCUAAAAGCAAGUGGACUGACAAACUACAACAACAUUGGCCUGAUUUUAGCAAGAGCAAAUAUAUCAUUCUAAACAGCAUUAAUGACUACAGCAUUAAUUCCAUGCUGAACUGUGUCCAUAGACACCACAAGAAGCAAUUAAAGACAUCCCUGGACUUCAAAUAAGGAGGGCUGGCAAUGAUUUGCUGUGUGACCACAGGUGAAAGGCAAAUUACAUUAUUUAGCCUUUUAUUCCUCAUCUGUAAAAUUACACAUGCAAAAUAGACUAUUAAUCACCUCUGCAAUGCUUUGAGAUGCUUACUGUAAAAGGAUGUGUAAUCUUGACGUAACAAAUAAAGGCUUUUGACAUAAAUAUGAA
This is a messenger RNA of Numida meleagris (helmeted guineafowl), 3110 nucleotides long. It is a transcript of the gene OLFML1, whose product is annotated as olfactomedin like 1. The coding region runs from base 306 to 1499 and encodes 397 amino acids. Gene Ontology annotation, biological process: signal transduction. The record is from RefSeq and is a predicted model, not a curated record. The transcript has 3 exons. NCBI's taxonomy places the organism in Eukaryota, Metazoa, Chordata, Aves, Galliformes, Numididae.